Messenger RNA from Arachis ipaensis, 1033 nucleotides. RefSeq names its product early nodulin-like protein 8 (gene ENODL8). NCBI's taxonomy places the organism in Eukaryota, Viridiplantae, Streptophyta, Magnoliopsida, Fabales, Fabaceae. The record is from RefSeq and is a predicted model, not a curated record. Gene Ontology annotation, cellular component: plasma membrane. Gene Ontology annotation, molecular function: electron transfer activity.
AAUAAGAAGUGCUCCCUUGAAUGGUCCUAAGCUCCUAAAUCUCAGAAAAAAGGAGAUCGAGGCAAAGCCAAAGGGAGAGAGAAAGAGAAAGAGACUCUCUUUGAGUUUGAACUUUGAAGCCAAUUAUGACGGCCAAUCACCAUUUUAGCCAUAACUGGUUAUUGUUGUGUCUCUUGCUCAUAUCCUUCCAAAUCCAAACUUCUGUUCAUUGCUUCCAAUACAAGGUUGGAGAUCUAGAUUCUUGGGGCAUUCCCACUUCAUCAAAUCCACAACUAUACACCAAAUGGUCCAAAAAUAAUGAUAUCAAGAUUGGUGACUCCCUUUUGUUUUUAUACCCACCAAGUCAAGAUUCAUUGGUUCAAGUAACACUGGAAAACUACAAGAGGUGCAACAUUAAGAACCCUAUAUUGUACAUGAACAAUGGCAAUUCAUUGUUCAACAUCACAUCAAAAGGUGAAUACUUCUUCACCAGUGGAGAGCCAGGGCACUGUCAGAAGAAUCAGAAGAUUCAUAUAACUGUUGGUGUUAAUGCUUCUUCAGAUGUUGAUGCUCCAUCACCAUAUGGAUCAGCAACUUCUUCUGCACCUUCUUAUCAACCUGUUUUUGGCAGCAUUCCACAGCCUCCUUCUCAAUCCAUGGUAGCCUCAGAUUCAUCUCACAUUGCUUCAAAUUCUCAAGCUCUUAUCAUUGGAUUUGUGAUGUGUUUGCUCUUCUCUGCCUUAAUGUAAGGCCCAUAUAGAAACAGAACAAAUAUCUCUUGUGCUUUUUUACUUUCUGUCUCGAGAUACUUAUCAAACAAAGUUAAGAAGUUGAGGAGUUUCUAGAGUCGGAAAUAUUUCAUUGGUGAUACUGUUCUUCUGUUUCCUUUGAUUCUUUAUCGCAGAUCUAUGUAAUUCUUUUGAAAAAUUUUCCUGGCCAUGGUUUUGGAUCAUGGACUUUGGCUAUAUGAUGUAAUUGAAUAUUUGAAUUCUUUCAGCUAGUGAUAUGCUGUGAUGUAAUACCUGUUAUUGGAGAUUUAAUUUAAUUAAUGAUA